Octodon degus (degu) is the source of this 1320-nucleotide messenger RNA. It is a transcript of the gene Col26a1, whose product is annotated as collagen type XXVI alpha 1 chain. NCBI's taxonomy places the organism in Eukaryota, Metazoa, Chordata, Mammalia, Rodentia, Octodontidae. The coding region runs from base 1 to 1320 and encodes 439 amino acids. The transcript is spliced from 12 exons. Gene Ontology annotation, molecular function: protein binding. The record is from RefSeq and is a predicted model, not a curated record.
AUGAGGCUGGCUUUGCUCCUGCCUUGGGCGUGCUGCUGCCUCUGCGGGUCGGCGCUGGCCACCGGCUUCCUCUACCCCUUCCCAGCCGCGGCCCUUCCGCAGCACGGCUACCCGGAGCCCGGCGCCGGUUCCCCCGGCAGCGGCUACGCGGGCCGCCGGCACUGGUGCCAUCACACGGUGACGCGGACGGUGUCCUGCCAGGUGCAGAACGGCUCGGAGACCGUGGUCCAGCGCGUGUACCAGAGCUGCCGGUGGCCCGGGCCCUGUGCCAACCUCGUGAGGACUCUCAUCAGACCCACAUACAGGGUGUCCUACCGCACGGUGACAGCGCUGGAGUGGAGGUGCUGCCCUGGCUUCACCGGGAGCAACUGUGACGAGGAAUGCAUGAACUGCUCCCGGCUCAUGGACAUGAGCGAGCGGCUGACCACACUGGAGGCCAAGGUCCUCCUGCUGGAAGCAACCGAGCAGCCCUUGGGCCCUGACAAUGACCUGCCAGCGCCCCAGAGCACACUGCCACCCUGGAAUGAGGACUUCCUUCCUGACGCCAUCCCCCUGGCCCACCCGGGACCCCGGAGGAGGAGACCCACUGGGCCAGCUGGACCCCCGGGACAGACGGGACCACCAGGACCUGCAGGGCCACCAGGGUCCAAAGGGGACCGGGGCCAGAUGGGAGAGAAAGGCCCAGUGGGGCCACCGGGGCUCCUAGGGCCACCAGGGCCCCGUGGACUUCCUGGAGAGAUGGGGCGUCCUGGCCCCCCUGGCCCCCCUGGCCCAGCAGGCAGCCCAGGCCUCUCACCAAGUGACCCCCAAGGUGUCCUCUAUUCCCUGCAGCCACCUACGGACAAGGACAAUGGGGACUCUCAGCUGGGACCUGCCGUCGUGGACACUGUGCUGGCAGGUAUCCCUGGGCCGCGCGGUCCUCCCGGCCCCCCCGGUCCCCCAGGACCACAUGGUCCCCCAGGACCUCCAGGAGCCCCCGGAUCCCAGGUGCUGACUGCACGAUUUGCUUCCCAGAGUGCGCCUGGAGUGACUUCGGAGGAAGGGGACAAAGCCACCAAUGGGGAGGGCGAGGGGGUGCAGCAGCUGCGAGAGGCUCUGAAGAUCCUGGCAGAGAGAGUCCUCAUCCUGGAGCACAUGAUUGGCAUCCACGAUCCUCAGGCUACCCCUGAGGGGGGCUCCGGCCAGGAUGCCACCCUGAGAGCCAACCUCAAGAUGAAACGGGGUGGCCCCCAACCUGAUGGUGCCCUGGCUGCCCUGGUCACCCUGCUUGGUCCUGAGUCGGCGCAGAAGAGCACUGGCCAGGCCAGUGGCAGGAAGUGA